Globicephala melas (long-finned pilot whale) is the source of this 10646-nucleotide messenger RNA. RefSeq names its product HIVEP zinc finger 1 (gene HIVEP1). Gene Ontology annotation, cellular component: nucleus. NCBI's taxonomy places the organism in Eukaryota, Metazoa, Chordata, Mammalia, Artiodactyla, Delphinidae. Gene Ontology annotation, molecular function: DNA-binding transcription factor activity, RNA polymerase II-specific; RNA polymerase II cis-regulatory region sequence-specific DNA binding. The record is from RefSeq and is a predicted model, not a curated record. Gene Ontology annotation, biological process: regulation of transcription by RNA polymerase II.
AGCGCUGGGUGGUGAGAGUGCCAGUCGCUGGCCUUUAGUGUGGCUGCUGCUGGGGGCGGCGGCGGCGGCGGGGAGGGGGACGGAGCCGGGGGGACCGGGAGCAGCAGCCGGAGAAGGUUAUGUUUGUGUUUGGGGUUGUCAAGUGAAGGAGGGAUCCCAGGCGCCGCCGCCGCGCGGGGGUCGAGGAGAUUUCGAGCUGCGGCCGCCGCCAUCAGCAGCGCAGCUCUAGGGCCGGCUGCAGCGGCAGCGGCCCCGCCGGGCGUCCUGGCAGCAGGCUCCGGAUCUUGUGGUGUCACGUGAUUGAAUUACAGUCGGAGUUGUCGCUUUAAAAACUUCUAAAUAUCGUGACCUUUUAAAAGCGUUAAGUUGGGAGUUAAGCCUUCAUACAGUUUAUUUGGCCCUGACGUCUCUACAUUCUCUCUUGAAUCGGAAGCUCCGUCAGUUGGAUGGUGGAUGUUUUUCGUGCAGGGAGUUGGGGAACUAUAUCUUUUAUAGACCAUUUAGCACAGUGCUAGAUGAAGUACACGGUAUUGAACCUUCAUAUUUCAUAUUCUUUACCAUGCAGUUAAAAAAUUGCAAAUAUUUUUUAUGCAGUGCCCACAUGCAGCCUUAUCGGGGUUAAAAUACUAAAGUUAAUCAUAGCCUUCUUUCCUUCUGCUUCUUCUCUGCUGUAUUGAAACCAUAAAUUUCUAAAACCUUAUACUGGUUAUUAGAUACAGCCCUAUGGUCCCAUAUAGGCAUUCUUAAAGAGGAUUAAUAUUUGAUAUUUCCGUGUGCCAGGCAGUGAGCAAAGCACCUGAAUUGUUUAGUUCUUACAACCCAAUGAGGUGGAUACCAUAUCCUAGUUUUACAGUUGGGAAAUCUGAUCUUCAGAGAGGUUAAGUACCUUGAACAAAGCCACACAGUAAGCCUUGAACCCAGUGUGAUUUGACACCGAAAUAUAUAGUCAUGACUUGUUGUGCUAUACAGCCUCUUGAACAAAACCCCCAGAGCAGGUACUAUUUCCAGCCAGGAAAUAAGCGUUGAGAGUACCUGAGUCAGGUGGUGCCACAUUCCUUAUUUGUUGGCCGUGGGCAGGUUCCUUAACCUCUUCCUGUCUUAAUUUUCUUAUCUUUAAAAUGGAUAAAUGAUAGCUACCUAAGCAGUUAUCAUUAGGAUUAAAUUAGGUAAUGUGUAGGAAGUACACAGGCACACAGUAGGUGCUUUUGUUUUUUUCUGUAGUACUGGAUGUUUUAAAAGUAUUAAACAAAGCAUUGCUAUUCCAUUCUUGUGUCUUUGCUUAGUGAUUAAACAUAAUUUCAUGUUUAACAUCAUCAUCAUGGGCUUUGCUUAUCAGCCUUAUUGCAGGAAGUUAAAACUAAGAUUUUAUAGCUCAGGGGUCCUUGAGGAUCUCAUGGGGGAAAGAGAUGGUUAAGUUUUGGAUUCUUACUGUUUUGACACAUUGUAUUUCAAAUCGCUGUUUUUAAAAUGUGUAUGUCAGGACAGGGUUAUGCUGCAGUAACAAAUAACUCCUAAACCUCAGUGCUUAAAACAACAAAGAUCUCCUUUAUGUUUCUGCUCCAUGAUCACGUUGGGUUGGCGGGAGCUCAGCUCUGUGUUGUCAGACUCGCUGUCUAGAACAGUGCCUGUCUCAUGGCAGAGGAAGAAGAGCACUGGGGGAUCUGGCUUUGAUAACUAAAUGCUCCACCCUGGAAGCCAUGCCUGUUUCUUCCACUCACAGCACAUGGAUUAAUUGAUGGACAUUGGGUUUAUGGAGCUGCCUUUCUGUGACCUGCUCUUCCUACAGUUUCUAAGAAGAAAAAGGGGCCCCUGAAUCAAAGAAGAUGCCUCGAACUAAACAGAUUCAUCCCAGAAACCUAAGAGACAAAAUUGAAGAAGCACAAAAAGAACUCAAUGGGGCAGAAGUGUCAAAAAAAGAAAUCUUAGAGGCUGGUAUUAAAGGAACUUCAGAAUCACUUAAAGGUGUGAAACGAAAAAAGAUCGUAGCCGAGAAUCACCUGAAAAAAAUACCAAAAUCCCCACUGAGAAAUCCUCUUCAGGCAAAACACAAACAAAAUACAGAAGAGUCAUCUUUUGCCAUUCUUCAGAGUGUGGCGGAGUCCCACAAGAAGCAGAAUCACAGUCCUGUAAAAAACGGGAAGCAGUUUACCAAACACAAUGGAGAAGCCCCUGGGAUAAUUGCCGACGCCUCUAAACUGCAAGAGGCUGUCUCCCCGAAGAAGCCCUCGUUUCUGCAGCCCCCAUCCGAGCCGCGCCGGUGGAGGUCGGAAGGCUCCGACCCCGCCAAGCCCGGUGUCCCCGAGGGAAAAUGUGACUCCAGUUCUCUGUCCAGUAAAAGCAGGACUGACCACCGUGAAUGUAUCUCCUCUCACUGCAGCCCCCCGCCCUCCUCGUAUGCAAACACCGCGUUCGAUGUCUUACUGAAGGCCAUGGAGCCAGAACUGAGCACCUUGUCGCAAAAGGGCUCCUCUUGUGCGGUUAAGAGCGAAAAACUGAGACCAAAUAAAACUGUACGACCCCCUUCUCACCUGAACCACAGCCCGAUGGAUGCCCCCGAUCCGACCCCGCAAGAACCGGCUGCCCAAUCACAGCCGCCUCCUCGGACCUCAUACGCCGGGCACGUGUCUGCCGCUCAGAAGAACGACCAAGCGGCACUUCAGGCCGUUUCUCCUUCGUAUAAUCCACGCGAACACUCUGUUUCUAAACCUGGCCAACAAAAUCAGCAGCUUCCAGCGUGUUCGGGUUUCACCAGAUCACUCACGAGUCUGCAGAAUCAGGAGAACGCCCAACUUGAACACGUCUGUAACGCAGCAGUGAUGUCAUCCGUAGGUGUGACGUCACCCUCCAGUAGAACUCAGGUUUCUCCUCCAAACCAGCAAGUGGAUGCUGCCUUGCCGCUGUCAGUGAGCCCCGCCCUUUCCACGCGGUCACCCCCCACGCCAAUUUACAACUCAACUCCUGUCGCCUCUGUUGUUAAUCACAGCGUGGAACAAAUGUGCAAUCUUCUUCUGAAAGAUCAGAAGCCAAAAAAACAAGGAAAAUACAUCUGUGAAUAUUGCAAUCGAGCCUGUGCAAAGCCCAGUGUGCUUUUAAAGCACAUCCGCUCCCACACUGGAGAGCGACCCUAUCCCUGCGUGACCUGCGGGUUUUCAUUUAAGACUAAAAGUAACCUCUACAAGCACAAAAAGUCCCAUGCACAUACUAUCAAACUGGGUCUCGUCUUGCAGCCAGAUGCUGGCGGCUUGUUCAUGUCUCACGAGUCCCCCAAAGCACUUAGUAUCCAUUCGGAUGUGGAAGACAGUGGGGAGAGCGAGGAGGAGGGUGCUGCUGACGACAGGCAGAACGACCCGGGCUCCAUGGACCUGCAGCCCGUGCAGAUAAUGAAGAUGGUAUCCAGCUCGGAAGCUCUACCUAAAUUGGGUUCCAUUCCAAGCAAUCCAGAUCCUGUGGUAGGUGACUUUUCACUACAGGACAGAUCUUCAGAAGCACAGGCUGUGACAGAGUUACCCAAGGUUGUGGUCCACCCCAUCAGUGUGUCCCCUUUAAGAGCUGACAGCCCGAAGGUUACGGAUUCCAAGCCUGAACCUCCUAGUGCACAGAAACAGAAAGACCUUCAGGUAACCGGUAUACUGUCCCACUCAGCCUGGGCGUGCUCCCUGGAGAUGGACAACAAGUCCCAUGAGAAGGGCGAUGUGAGUCAGCCCGAGGGAAAACAGGAAUCUCACGUGGGAACGGUACAUGCCCAGCUACAAAGGCAGCAGGCCACCGAUUACUCCCGAGAGCAGCAAGGAAAACUUCUCCUGAGUCCUCGCAGUUUAGGAAGUACGGACUCGGGUUACUUUUCACGUUCUGAGAGUGCCGACCAAACAGUGAGCCCACCCACCCCCUUUGCCAGAACGUUGCCCGCCCCAGAGCAGGACUCUAACAAGAAUAAUGGGUCUUCUGCACCUCGUGUCAGCACACCAGCAGCUUCGGCUCUUCCAGCAGGUGAAAAAGCGUCACUCCUCCCAGGUCAGAUGCGCCCACCUUUGGCGACAAAAACGCUUGAGGAACGGAUAUCAAAGCUUAUCUCAGACAAUGAAGCCUUGGUAGAUGACAAGCAACUGGAUAGUGUAAAGCCACGGAGAACCUCUCUCUCACGACGGGGAAGCAUCGAUUCCCCCAAAUCGUACAUAUUUAAGGAUUCUUUCCAGUUUGAUUUAAAACCAAUGGGACGGAGAACAAGUUCAAGCUCUGAUAUACCAAAGUCCCCUUUCACUCCCACAGAGAAAUCAAAGCAAGUGUUUCUUCUGUCUGUACCUUCCCUCGACUGUCUGCCCAUCACCAGAAGUAAUUCUAUGCCUACCACAGGGUACUCAGCAGUACCUGCGAGCAUCAUCCCUCCCCCACACCCACUGAGAGGAAGUCAGUCCUUUGACGACAAAAUUGGUGCUUUCUACGACGAUGUCUUCGUACCGGGGCCUAACACUUCUGUGCCCCAAAAUGGACAUCCCCGCACUCUUGUCAGACAAGCAGCAGUAGAAGACUCUUCAGCAAAUGAAAAUCAUGUUCUGGGUGCCGGGCAGUCCUUGGACGAGAGCCAUCACGGAGGCAGCCCCGCUGGUGAGACCGCAGCAGCAAGAAGCAAGCCCCCGGCCCCGGGUUCACACUUGGAAAAGAAGAAGUCUCAUCAGGGGCGAGGGACCAUGUUUGAGUGUGAGACCUGUAGAAACAGGUAUAGGAAACUGGAAAAUUUUGAAAACCAUAAGAAAUUUUACUGUUCAGAGUUGCACGGACCAAAAACCAAGGUAGCUCUGAGGGACCCCGAGCACAGCCUGGUGCCCAGCGGCGCACAGCCUCCCAUUCUGCACUACAGGGUCGCCAGUGCCACCGGGGUCUGGGAGCAGACGCCCCAGAUACGAAAAAGGAGGAAAAUGAAAAGCGUCGGAGAUGACGACGAACUUCAGCAAAACGAAAGUGGAGCAUCUCCCCAGAGCUCCGAGGGCCUCCGGUUUCAGAGCGCGAGGGGCUCGGUUCCCAGUUUGUCUCAGCAGAACGUUGCCAUAACUGGUGACCAGCCUCCUAGAAAUAUCCAGCUGCAAAGCUCCCCGAUUCAGCUCGUGGCCAGAGGCCCCGAACAGCCCCCGGACCCGAAGCCGUCCUCCAUCGUGGAAGAGCAGGUGAGCUCGGCUGCCCAGGACAGGACAGAGCCCAAGAGACACGGGGCCGGCAUCUCCGUCAUCCAGCACACAAACUCGCUGGGCAGACCCGGUGCGCUUGACAAGCUGGAGUCUUGUGAAGGCGCUUCCCCCAUUUCUUUCCAGGAGCUGAGAACAGGGAAGCCCGGGUCUCUGCACAUAAGAGGGAUUUCCCAAGAGGAAGGCUGCCUGCCCCGGAACACGUCUCAGCCCGCCGAGCCUGCACUGUCCGAUGCUCUGAGAGGGGAACUUCAGGAAGGUUCCAGAAAGAUCUCAGGUGAGCGACACGUGUUAGGACAGCCCUCAAGACUCGUUCGGCAGCACAACAUCCAAGUCCCAGAAAUCCUGGUCACAGAAGAGCCAGAUCGGGACCCGGAAGGCCAAGCCCACGAUCAGGAGAAGUCUGAGAAGUUCAGUUGGCCUCAGCGGAGCGAAACCUUGUCCAAACUGCCAACAGAGAAACUGCCACCCAAAAAGAAGCGGCUCCGUCUUGCCGAGAUCGAGCACUCCUCAACAGAGUCAAGCUUGGACUCCACUCUCUCCAGGAGUCUAAGCAGGGAGAGCAGUUUAUCUCACACUUCGAGUUUCUCUGCUUCCUUAGACGUAGAGGACGUUUCUAAGACUGAGGCCUCCCCCAAAAUCGAUUUUCCGAAUAAAGCGGAGUUUCUCAUGAUUCCACCUGGCUCUAAUACCCUGAACGUUCCUGGGGGUCACCGGGAAAUGAGGCGCGCUGCAUCGGAACAGAUUCACUGCCUGCAAAUGUCGAUGGAGGUCUCUGAUUUCAGAAGUAAAUCAUUCGACUGUGGAAGCAUGACUCCACCUCAGCCAGCCCCGCUUGCUGAACUGCAGCCUCCGACAUCCCCUUCUGGCAUGGGGGUCGCCGGGCACGUGCCUCUCUUGGAAAGACGGAGAGGCCCGCUGAUACGGCAGAUCUCUUUAAACAUCACUCCGGAGGGUCAUCUAUCUCCUGGGAACCCAUCCUCUUUCCAAACUAUCGCUCGCCCUGGUGUGAACACAGUGCCAUUUCAGGGGCCUCAGCUCACUCAUGCACCUUCACCUGAGUUUCCUGCAAAUACUUUGGCCUCCCAGACUCAGAUUAAGGAUCUGCAAGCAGAAACUUCAAGUUCCAACUCUCCAAACAUCUUUCCUGUUCAACAGCUUCUUGGUAUCCAUUUGUUAAAUCAAAUCCACGUGCCCCUUAGCCUCCCAGACACACAGAUGUCUCUGCAGGUGUCUACACAGAGUGUCAAAGCAGAUCCAAGCCCCGGUGGACAUGUAUCUUCUAAAAGUGAGGACUGCUUUGCUCCCAAGUACCAACUUCAGUGUCAGGUGGUCCCUUCGACCCAGCCUUGCACUUCUAACGCUGUACAUCCUCUGCCAAAGCAAGUUCUUUCAGACCCAGCUGGGGCCAACCAUCGUGCGACCUCGUUGACAUUACCAGCCAAGUUAGUAGAAGCCACGUCUAAUUCGUGUCCUCUGCCACCACUGAAGGUCGGGCCUCUCGGCAGUCAGGUGCCGAAGGUGCCGGCGUCCUUUGCGCUGCCCUUGCAUCUGCAGAGUCGGGUCCCAGCGUACUGUUUUGCCACAGCCACAGCUCUGCCGCAGAUCCUAGUGACCCAAGAUCUAUCCAGUCAGCCGAUUGCCCAGGCUAAUCAUAGUAUGGUGCCAAUCAGUGAAGAGCAAAAUUCCGUGCCAAAGUCGCAAUACGCUCACCGGAAAGCUUUGCCAAACCCAGAGGGAGAACUUGUCUGCGAGAACGUUAUUUCCGAGAUGGGCCAAAAUUCGUCGCCAUCAGAAUCCUUGCCUGUAACUCAGAAAAUGUCUGUUGGUAGACUCUCCCCCCAGCAAGAAUCUUCAGCUUCAAGUAAAAGGAUGCUGUCCCCAGCAAAUAGUUUAGACAUUGCCAUGGAAAAGCACCAGAAGCGGGCCAAGGAUGAAAAUGGAGCCGUUUGUGCCACAGAUGCUAGACAGUUGGAAGCACUGAGCUCAAGAGCUCAUGAAGUUAGUAAACAGAAGAAGCCAGUCCUGGUGAGGCAGGUUUGCACUACGGAGCCCCUUGAAGCUGUGAUAUUGGAACAGGAUAUUUUUUCUCACCCUGAAGUGAGUAGUGAGGCUCUGCGUUUGACUGAUGUUUCACCAGCUGAUAAUUUGUCAUCAGGACACUCCAAGCCUGUGGUUAUAGAACCUGUAAAAGAAUUGCAGGAAUUUGAAAGCAUCCCGUCGGCCACAUCGCUGACUCUGACAGUUAGAAAUUUAGCUGUCCCUGCAGAGAAAACUCACGUUUCUUCUUCGGAACAUGUAGACGAUAACCAAGAAAGGAAGUCACCAGGGGUUAAAACUCCAGGCGACGAAGCGAACGUCCAAGAACAGAGUCCGCCAGCAGCCACCACUCCUUCCGCAUGUAAAGCCAGUGACACACAGCAGCCGUCCUUCCCCAGCCUGAAGACUGCAACCAGCUUCACGUGGUGUUACCUGUUGAGGCAGAAGGCCCUGCACCUGCCCCAGAACGACCAAAAAACUUCGGCCUACACCGAUUGGACCGUGAACGCCAGUGAUCCAAAUCCACUCAGCUUGCCUACCAAAGUGGCUCUUUCUCUCCUGAACUCAAAACAGAAGACCGGAAAAUCUCUAUAUUGUCAAGCAAUAACGACCCAUUUCAAGUCAGAUUUAUUGGUCUAUUCAAGCAAAUGGAAAAGCAGCUUAAGCAAGAGAGCAUUAGGUAAUCAAAAGUCCACAGUAGUUGAAUUCAGCAAUAAAGAUGCCUCUGAAAUUAACAGUGAGCAAGAUAAAGAAAAUUCCUUAAUCAAAAGUGAACCAAGAAGAAUUAAAAUAUUUGAUGGAGGAUACAAAUCAAAUGAAGAGUAUGUAUAUGUCCGAGGCAGGGGAAGAGGAAAGUACAUUUGUGAAGAAUGCGGAAUCCGUUGUAAGAAACCUAGUAUGUUAAAGAAACACAUACGAACCCAUACAGAUGUCCGCCCCUACCACUGCACUUACUGUAACUUCUCCUUUAAGACUAAAGGAAAUCUGACAAAACACAUGAAGUCCAAGACACAUAGCAAGAAAUGUGUGGAUUUAGGCGUCUCAGUAGGUUUAAUAGAUGAACAAGAUACAGAAGAAUCAGAUGAAAAACAAAGAUUCAGUUACGAGCGGUCUGGAUAUGAUCUUGAAGAAUCCGAUGGCCCAGAUGAGGACGAGAACGAGAACGAAGACGAGGAUGAAGACAGCCAGGCCGAGUCGGUCCUGUCGGCAGCCCCCUCGGCCACGGCCAGCCCGCAGCGCCUUCCGGCUAGAAGCGGCCUCCAGGACUGUCGGGGUGCUGACGAGGACGUCAGGAUUCCUGAUUGCUUUUCUGGGGGACACACGGACCCGAUGGAUGUUCUCCCGAGAGCGUUGCCCACCAAGAUGACCGUGCUUAGCACAGUGCAGUCGGACUACGGCGGGAAGCCGGGGUCUCCGGUUAGGACCAGGCAGCGGGCUGCGGGGGACGAGGGUGAGGCAGCCGCUCCUGGAGACUCUGCCAGGUCACCCGAGGCUGCGCCCAGGUCCCCGUGUCACCAGAUGUCUGUGGACUACCCCGAAUCCGAAGAGGUCCUGGGAAGUUCUGUGGCAGGAAAGGCUGUUGCUUUAACACAGGGCCCGUCAUCCGUGAGCCUUCCUCCGCGGGGCACUGAGCGCAGCCCUCAGCCGGCAGGGGCACCUCCUUGCACGACCUCGCCUCGGCCCGGCGCUCAGGAGCCGAAGCAGCAAGUCGCUCUCCAUCCGCCUCCAGGCCUGCCUUCUCCCCAGACGCAUCUGUUCAGCCACCUUCCUCUGCAUUCCCAGCUACAGUCAAGGACACCGUAUAAUAUGCUUCCGGUCGGGGGGAUCCAGGCGGUCCCUGCCGGCCUCACAUACUCCACGUUCGUACCCAUCCAAGCUGGGCCAGUGCAACUCACGAUCCCCGCUGUCAACGUCAUUCACAGAACUGUGGGCACCCCCGGGGACUUGACCGCCGAAGUGUCCAGCGCUACCAGCCCCUCCGGAGUGGCUGAAUUGAGCAGCGUGGUGCCCUGUAUUCCCAUCGGCCAAAUCCGCGUGCCGGGCCUGCAGAACCCGAGUCCGCCGGCCCUGCAGCCCCUGCCGGCACUGAGCAUGGAGACCGUCAACAUUUUAGGCCUGGCCAGCGCGAACCUCGGCCCGCAGGUGCGCCCGCCCGGGCUCGCUCUGAACGCCGCCGUGGGGCUGCAGGUGGUGACCGCCAGCCCUUCCUCCCAGAGCGGCCCCGCCCCCCCGCCCCCCAUCCCGGGCCUCCAGAUCCUGAACAUCGCCUUGCCCACGCUGAUCCCCUCCGUCGGCCAGGUCACCGUGGACGCCCAGGGAGCCCCCGAGAGGCCCGCUCCCCCAAACAGAGCCCGGGAGGCGCCGCCCAAGCAGCCCUCGGCCGCCGGUGCGCACCCGGGCGGUGGGAGCGCGUCGCCGCAGGGCUCGCCCCGAAUUCCUCGGGAAAACGCACCGAAGGGUCUAGACCCACCUGCCCCGGCCAGAGACCACGCCAGGCGGGACGGCUCCAGUCGCCUGGACGCGGGGACGGCCGCCUCUGGGAAUCACCCGAAGCCCCGGCACGAACUCUCUGCGGCUCCGGGCAAACCAGCAUCCGGGCCCCCGCCGUCCGGCCGGCAGCCUCGCCCCCUGGACCGGGAGGGACCCGCGGCCCGGCCUCCGGCCCCGCCCCCGGCCCCGGCCCCGGCCCCGCCCCCGGCCCGGAGGCAGGCCGCGCAGUUCAGCGAUGUGAGCAGCGACGAGGACGAGGACAGGCUCGUGAUCGCAACCUAGGGGCGUUUUAUUUGCGGGUUUGGGGUUUUGUUUGGGUUUUGGUUUUCUGGAAUUUUUUUUUUUUUUUUAUAGAACACUUACAGGUUUCUUUGAAAACCCUCCUUUCCUUAAAGCACAUUUUUCUGACAUAAACUCAUGACUAAUCUUUGUGCAAUCAUGAACUUUUGACCAAUAAUCGUUGUUUUGUGUCAGCUCCAGCCAUUUUUGUACAUGUUGUAUAGACAAUUGUGCCUUUUAGGAGUUUUAUGUUUAGAGACUGUACAGAUUGUUGAAUAUCUAUAUACAUAAAAUAUAUAUUAUAUAUGUAUAUGAAAACCAGGUAGUUAUUUGUGUUUAGCAAAAAAACCUGUCAAAUAAAUCCAAUGAUUAAAUUAUAUGUUGCACUGUUAAAUAUAAAUUUUUAUGGCUGUGGGACAGAGUUUCUGUGUAUAAAUUAGUACGUGAGCUCCAUAUUUAUUGUAUUCAUAUUAGUCUUUGAAAAUGGGUCUGUCCUUCUUGCGUAAGACAGUAACUUUACACUUCAGACAGAGUUUCUGUGUUAUGUUUCAGUAAAAUAUCGUUUACUGACUUUACCAUCGCUUUAGUUGUGCUUUCUUUAUGUCAUGUAGGGGCCAGCAACCUACAUUCGGAAGAUAGCCCUAGGUUAACAUUCCUUCC